Phytophthora sojae is the source of this 399-nucleotide messenger RNA. RefSeq lists its product as hypothetical. Bases 1 to 399 code for a protein of 132 amino acids. The record is from RefSeq and is a predicted model, not a curated record. Lineage: Eukaryota; Oomycota; Peronosporomycetes; Peronosporales; Peronosporaceae. The transcript has a single exon.
AUGUUGAGCAGCAGCAAGAUCGUUGCCAUGUGCGUCGCGGCCGCCGCCCUGUCGAACGGCGUGCGCGCGGAACAAGCGGUGGCCCAGACGUUCGGCCACAUUCACGGUGGCCACCUCCACGGCAUCCAUGGCGUCGGCGUGGGAGUUCCCGGUGUUGUGGGAGUCGGCGUGGGCGGCCUGGGUGUGUACGGCCCUGGCGUCUACGGCCCCGGAGUCUACGGUCCCGGCGUCUACGGCCCUGGUGUCUACGGCCCCGGUGUGGGCGUGGGCGUGGGCGGCUAUGGCGCGCCUGCUGCCCCCGCGGCUUACAACAGCUACCCGAGCACGAACGGCGGCGGUGCCACAGCAAGUGCGUCAGCGACUGCGAACGCCAACCGCAAGCUCCGCUCGCAGGGAUGA